AAGGGGUCCAGAAUAUCAUGUGGUCAUGAAUAGCUAUAAAAGUCUAGAUUUAAAAAAUUUAAGUCAUAGCUAAAGGUGUUUUUUGCAUUGCUGAUACUAAUUUUUUUUAAACUAAAUUGUAGUUAGCUAUGGCUAGCUAGCAAGCUAAAUAGAUAAAGCAGAUAGGAUGUGCAUAUUUUGCAUGGCUCUAGGCCUCACCAUGGCCCUGAAUAUAAUAAACAGGGUAUAUCCCUUAAUAUUUAUGUAGCCAGCUAAGUGAAAUAUACAUAUCUAUCUCAGAUGGGCAGUCCUAGGGUAGUUUUUAAUGCUUAUUUUUAAUCACACAGUCUGUGCUUAACCAGACAACUCCCUGCUGCAACAUCCAGCAACCCACAAAGUGUGUCAUCUCCUUUAAUUUCCCUCUCAUUGGGUUAAGCCAGGGCUAUGGUAACAGGGCUAUGGCAACAUAUACUACAGUGCUAUAGCACUGAUGAUGGUUUUUUACCGAAAAGCUUUUGAUAAAUAUUUUUAAAAUUGUUGUUGUCAUUUUAUUUUAUUCUGUGGUAUUUCUCUUUCCACUUGAACACUAUCUUUAACCUUCGUUAAAAAUUAACUUAUAAAAGGAACUUCAAAAAUAAAAAAUAUUUUUUUCUUUAUCUAAAGAAAGGCAAAUUUAUAUUUCAUAUUAUACACUUUUUUAGAGUAAAUUAGAUAUGGCAGAAGCUGUCCGAGAGAGACCAAAGAAAAAAAAGAAAAAGGAAAAGGAUCAAUUUACUAGUUACCUAAAACCAGACAAAAAUUCAAAAGAAGAGAAUCAGUCUGAAACAAAGUCUAAGGUUAAUGAGCAAGAAGAAUUGAAUCAAAAACCAAAUGAUAAUUUGAGUGCAGAAUUAGAUUCAAGUGAAAAUGUGCAACAACAUGCAGAAGUUACUAUUGACAGAACCAUAACUUCUAAAGAUAAAAUUGAUAAUGACAAAAAGUCUGACGUUAUAACAAAUAAAAAAGAUAUCGAACCUAACAAUGUUUUUGAAAAUAGUAUAAUAGAAAACGAAACAAAUCUUGAUAAGUCUCAAGAAGAAGACAGUGACCAUAAUACAGCUAUGUUGGAUUUAAUUAGUAGCAAUGAAAUAAAUAUUGUGGCCAUAGGUGAAUCUUCUUCAAGUGUGUUACCAGAGCAAAACUGUUUAUUACAUGUUAAGCCACAGGAAAACAACAAGGAUGUUGUUUCAGACUCUAUGCGAGACACUGAUAAUGUUUCAGCUACUGCACCUGUGCUGUCACUAUCAAAUGCUGAGGCAACUGAGAAAAAUAAAGAACCUGUUGAAGCUCAAAAAUUCGAUACAACUUUAAGAAGUAGAACUUUUGAAAGAGACAAAUUAUCUGAAGUAGACAUCACAGCUAAGACAUACGAGAAUGUUUCUAAUGUUGUUGCAAAUACCAGGCAAUCAGAAAUUGUUCAUAAAAAGGUUUUCACUAUAAAUUUAUAUGAAGAAGUAGAAAGCAAAAAGGUUGUUCCAUUCACUGAGGAGCAACUUGCUCAAUUUUACAUGAACUCUGAGCUAGGGCAGUUAGAGUUUUUUGUUGAUGAGUUUCUAAAGAACUCAAGCGACCUACAUUAUGAAUUUUACGAUAUUGUCAACUUGUACUAUAAAUCAAGAACUAAACUUGUGGAAAUUCAAAAGAAAAUAGAGUCAACACAAGACAAGGUUGAAAACGAGCAGAAAAAUGUCUGGGAGAUAAAACAAUGUAUUUGUACUGCAGAGGGUAUAUGUGCUUGUGGUGUAUCUGUGAUGCAGCAACAGAAGUAUCAACGGGCAUUUUUUAAAGAAGAACCCUUUUCAAAUAUGAGUGAAAAUAUGUCACAUUUAAGAGGCUUUGUACACGAGCUGCAUCAGUUGGAGUGUUACAACAGUCAAGUCUCAAAAAUCAGAGUUGAUAAUUACUUGUGUAAACUUUUUAAGCAUUGUCCUGCAAUCAAAAACUUAUCAGCAGAGCAUCCAGUAACAGCAUAUCUACCUCAUAACAUUGAUUCUAAUGUAAUACCAGUUCUCCGAGAACUGCAAGAUUGCAUUAGCGUUUUGUUCAUAUUUAAAAGAUAUGGAAUAUUGGAGGAGCAGUUUACUGCUGAUUUAGAUUCAUGGCUAAAUAUGCUUGUAGCAGUUUUACAACGUAUUGGGACGUUACCAGAUUCAUUUUUUUUACUGAAUCAUUUACUGCGUAGUCCACCUGGCACUGUUUCUUCAAUGUCACAUUUUAUCCAGUUUCCCAGUUUUGAACAUCCGCUACUGUGUGUGUGGGAUAGACCACAAAUCCACCAUUUUGUUGUUAUGUUAGCAACUUUAGCACUUCCUGUUAGAUCUCGAAAGGAAUACCUAUCCAAGUAUGAAAUGAAUAGAAAAGGUCUUGUCACAAAAAGUAUAAGCUGGAUACUGAUGGAUGAAGAUAAAGAGGAGGACGAAGACACGGAAGAUGGAUGGUGUUUGAUGCAUGAAAAUGACUUAAUUGCUAUCUUUGAUCAAUUUUCAUUCAAUUCUUUGCUCGCUUCUUUAUUAAACAUUGAAGUAAACGAAGGCGUGCUUUCACAUUCUCCUUCGUUAUCAUCAAGUAACGACAUGAUUCGGCUGCUAGCUUAUUCGUCUUGCUUGGUCAAGUUGCUAGGAAAAAUUUUUGACACUUACAAUAUGUUACGAUAUCGUCAAUUUAUCAAACAGAUUAGUCGAACAAUCAGAUUGAUAACUCAAGUGAUAUCAGAUCAUUGGAUCUCGUAUAAAAACUAUAGAAUAAACGUUGUGGGUGAUAGGUUGAAGGAUUUGCCAAAAAUGUCCAACAUGGCUCUACCACAAAUGAGUUUGGAACGUUUGCAAGUUGAAUUUGAUCAGUUUUUUCUCCGCUCAUCAUUUCAGAUUAUUUCCUCCCACAGUGCCGGUGCAAUUCAGUUUCUAUCUACCAUGCCAUUCGAAGCUGUGUCACUAUCAUCUAUGUGGAUAAUGCUGCACAUGAUUUUAGGCGAGGAGACCAACUUUGCAGUGUUAUCUACACGUGGUCCGAAUGAUCUACCAUGUAUUACUAGUUUAGAGGUGUCGCCUAGCGAAGGAAUAUUUCUUUUAACAGCAUUAUCUAAUAUGGCUAUAUCAAGACCAUCUAAAGAUAGUGCCUUUAUAGAGACAGUAGCAAAACUUGUACUUGAGGUCUCAUUCCUAAACGCUUCUGUAACUGAUUUGUAUUCAAAAAAUGGUCAUGAUUUGUUAGCCUCAAUUGCAGCUAAGCAUCCAUCAUCAAUCACUGCAUUGGUUCAACAUGCUAAUAAAUUAAGAAAUCAGCUGCAAAAGGUGUUAUCGUACAUCUUUGAGUCAAUGCCAAUACACACAUGGAGGCCAACUUCAUCCGAUUUUGAAAUAAUUCGCACAUGGUUACUGCAGUUUCCACUCUCAUCAGAGGAAAAUUUGUUAGCUCGAAUGUUACUGCAAAGAUUGAAUUACAGUUAUUCUCAGGAUGACGUGCAGCUUUUUUUGCCACGGAAUGUACAUUUUAUGAUUGCCAUUCUACUUGUUGAGGCGUAUGGUGUUUCCUUUCCGGACUAUGCUGGCGGUAUUCAAAAACUAAACUAUGCUGCAUUGGGAAUAAUUCAGCAGGUCAGCAAAAUGGCUGUCUCUUCAUACAACAAAAUCAUGUACUCACAAGCCCAUACAGAGUUUCUUACUUGGGCCUGGGACGUUAUGAUUAUGUUAAAACUUCAUGAAAGUGAUAUUGUGCACAAUGAUAGUGAAGAGGAUGAAAGAGAAGAACAGAGUAUUGCUGGAGAAGACCAAUUUGGUCCAAAUGUUACUUGGUGCCAUAAAACAAUAUCUCAGUUAAAAGACAAGCGUUCUUUUGAACUCGAGUUAGAAAGCUCUCCUGAACUUUUAAAUGUUCAAUUGGCUGUAAAAAGUAAUGGAAUAUUAGCUGUGUAUGUGGCUUUUGCAAUGACUAAAUCUGGACACUUUGUUGAUCAGUUUCUUGAAAAAGGAAUAAAGUAUUUGGUGCUUCUCAAAGAUGCUUCCCAUUACGAUGCUGUGUUGAGAGUCAUCAGUAACAUUGCACCGUUGUUUCUUAACUGUCCAGAGAAGUUAACAAAUGACAGUUUUCUAAAGAUCUUGAACACACUCAUUCACAUCGAUGUCAACAAAGCUGGUUACACUGAGAAACUAUGGCAAUAUUUUAUCGCUGGUACAUACAGUCAAAAGUUGGCUGCAUUGAUAACUUCACAAGUUCUAAAGUCCAAAGAACACUCCGAUGUACAGGCGCAUAAAUCGAUCAAAUUUUGGAUACAUUCACUGUUGAGGCUACCAUAUUGGUCUAGAGAUUGUGGCGUGCUCUAUCAAAUGGAUAAUUUGUGCAAAGUUUCUUUUACUGUUCCUGGUGGGCUCGAUAUAUUGCUCGAUUAUUUCUACCAUGAACAUCGAGAGGUACUUUUAUCUUCACAAACGUCACGUGGGUUGCUGUCAUCUGUGAUGUCAUGGAUUUCCACUUCCAAUCAACCAAUAUCCUACAUGAUCACACCUACAACAGAUUUUUGCUAUUAUGCUUACGUCAUCUUGUCAACUGAAAUGAAGUUUGAAGAAGAAAUCGGUUUGUGGAAAGAGAUUGCGACUGAAAUGAGUAUGAACACUUCCAUACCACUGGAGCAAGCGUACAAGAAAGCACUCUCUUCAAUCAAAUCUUUCUACAUCCCGCCGUUGAAUUAUUUGAGUAUCUAUCGAUGGGGUGAACAAGCUAUGGCAACGCCGAAAGAUCAUCCUUUCCUACCAAUAAUUUGGCAAAAAUUCUUUUUAAUAUUUUUGCAAAAACCUUCCGAAGAAUCAGGACUGCCAUCAAGAGUUGGUAUCGGGUUAAGAUUCUUUGAGAAUUUUUCUUCUGCUUCGCUGGCGAAAAGAAUGAAGACGACUUUGUAUUCGAUAGCGUCGUACCAUCAAGACAAAGGUGUCGCAAGGGACUCUUCAGAGUCGCAGUGCAGCCAAAACAGGUCUUGGAAUAUGACGGAAAAAGAACACGUGUAUAGCGAGCACUAUCACCAGACAUUGUCUAAGUUGUACCAAGGUUUAGCUCUGUGGUUGGAGGAAUCGAGACUACACGAUGCCAAUUUAUAUUUGACUUCAUUACCCGAUGUCUACCACCCAGAUUUGUUGUUGAAAAUCUUUCAAGGAAACAAGGACCUAUGGCAUGAUUAUAUGGAUAGUGCAACUCUCUUGAAAGAGAUUGAAACGCUCUCGAGUUUAUGGGUGCAUUCCGUGUACCAACCCGUGAACUUAAAGAAGUCUGCAGAUAACGUCGCAGACAUUGUAAUGCAAGUUACUGCUGGUCAAAAGAUCACAAAGAGACUUAAUGAUGAAACCAAGCCUGCUCCACCCCCUCCAGUUGUUGUUCUUGAACCACCGGUAGCCGAAAUACCGUACCAUAUUUUGCUAACAAGACCACGUUUAGUUCAAGAUGUUGGGAACGAUCUGGAAGUGAUUGUGCAAUAUGCUAAAUCUGCCUCUACUCUAAUGGCAUCCCAUGUUGGGUUAGAUUCGGAAUUUAUUGAACUCUUGCCAGACUUGUACGACAUGGUAACAAGAUCAGUGGCAGUGUGGAUACCUUGUGAUGGAAGAAAAAAACAAAAAAAGGGAGGAUGCAUUGGGCCUGCUCAGUGUCGUAUUCAGUUUCGAGAACUUCAUCUUCGUGAUCGAAUAGCCACACUACUCAACGACAAUCGCAACGCUUCUAAGGAUCUAAUAAAAACAUUGGUCACGAGCACUCCGGUGGAGUUGUGUUUAAGUGUGGUACACGUGGAAAACAUUGUUGACAAGUUAGCCGAAGGGUUUGACACGCUGAGCAACCCACAGAGAUUGGAAUUGCAAGAUAGUGCACGGAAAAUGUUUUACUUGCUCGCGCAACUCAUCGAUGAUGACGUCAAGAGGUGCCCACCGGCUAUCCAGUUCUUCUCCACAGAGGUGGAAAAACUCGGAAAGAAAUUUAUUACAAACCAUUCAACCGAACAGCUGCCACUGUUAGACGCUAUAUUGAAUCAAAAUUCAUCAAUCAUGUUUUUGGCGCCUCAUUUUGCACCAAUCAACUCACCCGAAAAUUUCGUAAAGUUAUAUUCCAAAAUUGUUACGUUCAUGAGCGCGGGCAAUGAGACCACGGUUUUUGUGUUGUUUUCGAAAUUCGAUAUGGUUAGCUGGUUAGCUAGCAAUCCUACCCUGUUAGACCGAAGAGAAAUGGUCACACUUAUUAUGACUGCGCUCUGUAAGGUCGGUGCACAACCAAAUACCGAGGAACUAGUCGUAUUAGAAGUUAUCCGUGGUCACAUGAUCACGUUGUUGAGCAGUAAUGUGGAGGAAUAUUUUAGUAAAGUACUACAAGAACUUUUAAACGGUUCGUCUAGCUCUUCAAUAGCCACAAUAUGCUGGGGCGAUUUUGUCGCCUGCCUUGGUUACGACAAACAAGAGUCACCACGUGCGAACGAGAGCUCUCUUUCGGUUGGCCAAAUCAAAGAAACAAUUCCUUUCAUUGCUGGAUAUUUUCAAAACAAUGUUGAUCAACUCAACCACCACCUGGAUGCGUUGUACGAAGUAUGGAAUCCCUACAUUAAACAGGUGAACAUGGUGUUGUUUGGCUUGUUACAGCGAAACAUUGUACAUGAAAUAAGUUUAAUGAAUGAAUACAACAAAGAUCAGAUUCUGCAUGAUUUAUGGGAGUCUAUAGUGGCCGUUUACCAACCUUUGAUUCUGCCACGAACACCGGGAAAGAUAUGGAGCUUACUGAGAAUAGAAUCUGUUCUUACUGUGAUUCAGUCCUUUAUUGAAGCUAUUCGGCUGGUCAUUGAUUUACACGGGAGCGAGAAUGGAUAUUGCGGUUUGUUGAAUGUUGUUUGGACGUAUUAUUUUGUGUCUAUAGUACCUGCGGUCAAAGAGGAGCAAUCGUUACAGCUGUUCCAUAGCCUGUUGACGAUAUUGCCUUGGUCUUUGUACUGUCCUACCAUACAAGAGUUGAGCUGCGUGUUACAGGCUCAUGACGCGUAUCCCUCUGCUUUCCGAUUUCUCGGCAGUUUGUUGGCCGAAAUCAAUUGGCCAGCCGUCGUAACCACUUAUUUAGAAUCUGGUAACAAAAGUGAUAUAAGUCGUCUACACCAACAACUCCUGAAUAUUUUCGUCAUGAUGGCGUCUGAUAAAAUUGUUUUGGAUACGUCGGCCUCAAAAUUGGUUUACUUAUUUACAGCUGCAAAUACGUUUAAAUGGAAUACAUUAGGAUUGGAGGAUACAGCGCAUGCACUGAAAUGGUAUUCUGAAAACGCUGACUCGACAUUAAUUUUAGAGAAAGACUCGUACGUGUGGAGCACUUUGGGUUUAAUUAAGGAGGUUUGUUGUUACCACAGCAACAAAGAAACCAACGACAUAGUAACAGCUAAACGUAAUUUGUACGUUAACGUUGUCGUGACGCUUUUAACACGUUGUGUGACGUGCCAACACCGCAUUCAGGACUUUCGCUUUGUCGUGUAUAAUUUACUACGAACUGUCGAAUCGACUAUUGCGUACAACAGUGUAAAACCCAUGGAAGAGUUAGUGUAUCAUGCUUGCACUUGUUUGAACUUAUUCAACACAAUUUCUUCGGGUCCUGUGUUCGAUGUUAUAAAGUCCACCAUUGAGACCUACUUACUGGAAUCUCAAUGCGGUAUGAUUGUGCUGUCAUUUAUCUCCGCCGCAUCUAGAUCACUGGCUAGCAUUGAACAAAUGAUCGCCCUGCUGGAGACUGCUAUAUCGUGUCAUUUUUUCCGAUUAGCUGACGAUGAGCUAAGAAACGCGUGGUUACCUAUUUUACAGGCAUUUGUAGUUCCAGAAUUAAAUAUUUCAGAAUUCGUGCAGGAAGCGCUGAAACAAAAAGCCUUGCUAACAUUGUACUCUUAUAACCUACAUCGUAUACCACAAGCGAAAUCUCCAGGGGAACAAUUAAACAUUCUGACUGACGCUGUACAGUGGUGUACUAGGAUUCAACUGGAUAAAGGGAGUGAAAGCAAAAUCAUUUUGCUUUGGUUGCAAAUUUUUGAUAUUGUUCGGAUGCAAAUCUCGCAACAUCAAAAUCAACAGCAGAUGCAAUUAUUAGCUAAGAACAUGCUGUAUCUUUCACAUGCUUGCCAAAUUCAUGGUGAAGACAAAACCUACUCCGGUGUUUUGGGAGCAAUCGGGAUUGGUAGAAAAAGCGCGUUGACGAAAGAGUUUCGAUUCGCCGCCAAAAUGUUACACCUAUUCCUUCUGUGCCAACUUCCCACCUCAGGCGGAGUGUCACUUCGUUACACCAUUAAUGCACCAGGCGCUAUACGCAUACUCUACCCAACUGACUCUUCAUCCCGGGCGACAACCGAAGCUGAAAAAGCGUUCUCAAACGUUGAAAGUUUUUUAAAAAACAAAGCAUAUCAAUCGAUGAAGGAGCAAGUACAGUGGGUUUUGGGUUUCGUUGGAGAUUCACAGUACAGCAUUAUCGACGGGUGUUCUUUGUUAGUUUAUCUGUGCAAACAAUUCUUUGACAAAGAAAAUUUUAUCGCAGCGACAGUUGUGUGAAUGCACAUGCGCAUGCGUUUGUCUUCUCCCGAGUUCCACUUUAUUUUUUCGUCACUGCUUUUACAUUAUCGUUUGUAUGCAAUCUAAUGUAGUUCGUUCCGCCCUUUUUACCAAAUUCACGCAAGGCGAGCAAAGUCUUUUAAACAGUCGUGUGAGUCAGGGUUUGAGAAUAAAUUGACCUUGGGUUUUCAAUAAAUUGACCUCGGGUUUUCAUGUUUUUCCAGGAUUUCGAUCAAAAUCUAACCUUACUUAUCGUGUUUUGCAGAGUAGAUUCUUAUCACGCGACAAGACGUCGUUUUAAGGUAUUAUGUAUCUCGUUUAACAUUCUGCUGUUCACGUUAAUGGCGAGAAAAUUGCAGAAUUCUUCGUGUUAGCCGCAGUUCUAAAUAGUUCAACCACUUUAUUAUCUCUAGCACAACUUAGUGGUACUGUGGCUAAUACGAUGUAUCCUUUAUGUUAAAAACGCACAUGUGUUUCAGAAUUAAAUUAGAAUUUGUAGAUUAUAAUUUUAUUCGAUGGUUAGGAUAGGGCGCGUGAAGCUUUUUCGCCUUGCAACUGUAUUGUGGGAUACGUUUUACAUCAAGAACGUUCUGAACAAACCUAGUUAAAUUUUAAACAUGAGACUUCGUCCUUAUUGUAACAAAGUCUUAGAUUUUUAGCUUGAUGUAUUCUUGUUCCCCUGCACUAUCUAAAUAGGUUGUAAAAAUACUGAAUUUCCUUUGAAUAUAAUAAAAUUAUGUAUUAAUUAUCACACGUGAUCAAUAAUAUACCACGUGAUAAUACAUUUUUAUGCACCUGACGAAGCGCAAAGGUUGUAGGUUUGAACGCCCGUUACUGAUGCCAAGGUAUUCAAGCUACAAUAAAUUUUGGCGGAAGCUUAAAGCCGCACUUUGAGUGUACUGUCGCUUACGAAUUACUUGGCUUUUUAAAGGAUUCAUAUCCCAUGUUGCUUUUAAGAUAUUGCUUGUGAAAAAGUGUUAUUAUCUUGCAAUUCUUAGAGUUUAAGUAGCUGCCGCCUAAAGGUCCCUUUCUAGAGUUAGCUAGAUAGGAAAAUUAUAAAUAUUCUUGACUUAAUUUUUUUAUAAAUAAUAAUAGUUCCAUCUUUAUUUGUUUUUUUUUGUUAGAAUAGUAUAUUUGAAUAGCUUUAUAUUUCGUGUUUGUACACUAGUUGGCCGAUAAGAAAAUAUUUUAUAACAAAAGAA
Hydractinia symbiolongicarpus is the source of this 9754-nucleotide messenger RNA. Its product is annotated as ectopic P granules protein 5 homolog. The record is from RefSeq and is a predicted model, not a curated record. Bases 693 to 8552 code for a protein of 2619 amino acids. Gene Ontology annotation, biological process: autophagosome maturation. Gene Ontology annotation, cellular component: cytoplasm. NCBI's taxonomy places the organism in Eukaryota, Metazoa, Cnidaria, Hydrozoa, Anthoathecata, Hydractiniidae. The transcript is spliced from 32 exons.